AUGGCCGACGCAGCACACGACAACUAUGGCAAGAUCGACUUCUGCACGCUGGGAAUGUUUAUCAUCGAUGAGAUCGAGUUUCCCCCACCAAAGCCGCCAGUCAAAGACAUCGUUGGCGGAGCUGGAUCAUAUUCCGCAUUAGGCGCACGCAUCUUCUCCCCGCCGCCACAAUCAGAGUCUGUGGGUUGGAUUGUAGACUGCGGGUCUGACUUCCCACCUGAACUGCGCGACUUUAUUGCACAAUGGAAGACAGGUGCACUGAUACCCUUUCGAUACUUGACACCGAAGUUACGCGUGGAUCAUGAGGAUCUGAGGGAUACAGACCUGUUGUGGUCCAAGUCGUUUCACCUGAUCUGUUCUCCGCUACGUUGCAUCGACCUGGUUGAGAACAUCAUCGCAUUACGCAACCAACAUCCUAAUUCGGCCAAUACACCUCGCCCGGUAUUCAUCUGGGAGCCUGUUCCUGAUCUUUGUACGCCUGAAGAGUACGAUAAUUGCCUGAAGGCGCUAAAGCAUGUCGACAUUGUCAGUCCGAACCACGGGGAACUUGGCGGCUUCUUUGGCAAGAACACCGACGGGAAGGAUCAUGUGGAUUUCCGAACAAUCGAAGAGCUAUGCGGUCAGUGGCUAGACAGUGGUGUGGGUAAUGGCAAUGGUGGGGUCGUCGUGCGUUGUGGGAAAGACGGUUGCCUGGUUAUGCGCAAAGGGUUAGGCAAUGGGUUGCGCAAAUGGAUGCCUGCGUACCACCAGUCAGCAGAGAAAGUGGAAGAUCCUACAGGAGGAGGCAACAGCUUUCUCGGUGGACUGGCAAUCGGCCUGGUUCGGGUACCAGGACAUCUCGAGGAGGCUGCGAUCUGGGGAUCCGUUUCGGCGAGCUUCGCCAUUGAGCAAGUUGGUAUGCCCGUUCUCUCACAAGCAGCAGACGGGGAGACAUGGAACGGGGUUCGCGUCGAAGAUAGGCUUUCAGAUUUCAAGCAGCGCCUGGCUAGUUAUGUACAGCCAUAG
Messenger RNA from Alternaria viburni, 1005 nucleotides. RefSeq lists its product as uncharacterized. The record is from RefSeq and is a predicted model, not a curated record. Bases 1 to 1005 code for a protein of 334 amino acids. The transcript is spliced from 3 exons. Lineage: Eukaryota; Fungi; Ascomycota; Dothideomycetes; Pleosporales; Pleosporaceae.